Messenger RNA from Drosophila melanogaster (fruit fly), 2451 nucleotides. It is a transcript of the gene twz, whose product is annotated as tiwaz. Lineage: Eukaryota; Metazoa; Arthropoda; Insecta; Diptera; Drosophilidae. Gene Ontology annotation, biological process: protein homooligomerization. The coding region runs from base 436 to 1539 and encodes 367 amino acids. The record is from RefSeq and is marked reviewed. The transcript has 6 exons.
GUUCAGUGUGUUUGUGCCGAUGGUGUUUGCUUUUGCCUUCGACAACGGCAGCAGUUACAUUGUUAAUUGCGGCAGAUUAGUUGCAGGCCACAAGAAAACAAGAACAACAAAGCCAGAUCGGACCACUUAAACCGGAAAUAGACCAUUAAACGCUCGAACAAAGGCAUCAUAUGGUGGAAAAGCCAAGCCGCUAAACAACAAACGGCGCUCUCUAUCUCUUUGCCGCUGCUUCUGCUGCUGCUGCUGCUGCUCUCUCAAGGUCGUCGGCUCAGACGCCAGCGCCGACGAACUUCACUCCACCCCCACUCGCAACAAGACGCAACUCGAGCCGCAACACGCAACAUUGGGGAGCCGAACCAUUGGCCAUUCACCAUUCGCCAUUCGCCAUCCAUCAGCCAGCGAGCUAAAUCAGUAUUCGAGCAACUCUCGACGCGAAUGCAAGUGAGAACUCCGUUUGUUGCAUUGGAUCAACGAUCACCGUUGACGGUGGAUUCCUCCUGCCCCAAACGGAAAAAAUGCGAUAUGGACCGAGAGCGCGAAAGAGAUGUCAAGGCCCUGGAGCCACGCGACUUAUCCUCCACGGGCCGCAUUUACGCCAGAAGCGAUAUUAAAAUCAGCUCCUCGCCAACCGUCUCGCCAACGAUCUCAAACUCCUCUUCGCCCACACCGACGCCACCCGCCAGUUCCUCAGUGACGCCGCUGGGCUUGCCCGGAGCGGUGGCAGCUGCUGCCGCCGCCGUCGGAGGAGCCUCAUCGGCGGGGGCCAGUUCCUAUUUGCACGGCAACCACAAGCCCAUCACCGGGAUUCCGUGUGUGGCCGCCGCCUCCCGCUAUACGGCGCCCGUUCACAUCGACGUGGGCGGGACCAUCUACACCAGCUCACUGGAGACGCUCACCAAGUACCCGGAGUCGAAGCUGGCCAAGCUCUUCAAUGGCCAGAUACCCAUCGUGCUGGACUCGCUGAAGCAGCACUAUUUCAUCGAUCGCGACGGGGGCAUGUUCCGCCACAUUCUGAACUUUAUGAGAAACUCAAGACUUCUGAUUGCCGAGGAUUUUCCCGACCUGGAGCUGCUGCUGGAGGAGGCUCGCUACUACGAAGUGGAGCCGAUGAUUAAGCAGCUGGAAAGCAUGCGCAAGGAUCGCGUUCGCAAUGGCAACUAUUUGGUGGCGCCACCCACUCCACCGGCUCGCCACAUCAAGACGAGCCCGAGGACCAGCGCAUCGCCGGAGUGCAAUUACGAGGUAGUGGCGCUGCACAUCUCGCCAGACCUUGGCGAACGCAUAAUGCUGUCGGCAGAACGGGCUCUGCUCGACGAGCUCUUCCCGGAGGCCAGCCAAGCGACACAGUCGAGUCGCAGCGGAGUGUCCUGGAACCAGGGCGACUGGGGGCAAAUCAUUCGCUUCCCCCUCAACGGCUACUGCAAGCUGAACUCGGUGCAGGUGCUCACCCGACUCCUCAACGCCGGCUUCACCAUCGAGGCCAGCGUUGGGGGCCAGCAGUUCUCCGAGUAUCUGCUGGCGCGACGCGUUCCAAUGUGAUAGGCUCUGGGUAGGGAUUCCCCAGCUCCCCAAGAAGCUGCAGAUGUGGCCCUGAUUCCGUCGGCUUCUGUGGCUUCUGUUUCCGGCUCCGGUUCGGACUCGGGUUCGGGUUCGGCAUCGGGCUCUUUGCGACGCGGGCGUCUGAUCCAUGUGCGUUGCAGGCGCUAAUUGAUCUGGGUUAGGUGACCCAGAAUCGCAGGUGGGGAGAGUGGUCUAUGAACAAUUCCAAGUGAUACAAUGUACUGAGAAGGGCAAAUGAAAAAUCAAGUGUAACGCCGAAUUGUUUAUAUAUCUAACACACUAAAACUCGAUCCAACACCGUUUUGGGGACUGCGCAUUGCUGCUCUGAGCAGUAAAAUACAUAAUUUAGAAAUACUUGGACACCGUUCGGUGAGGAUGCAAGUUCUGAAUCUGAAUCCAAAUGUUAUUUAAUGUUUAUCAAUUAAGUUUGCUGGCACGGACACUGAACGCAAACACGCUCGUGUGUAUUAUUAAGCAUUUACAGAGCCAAGAGCCCAGCACUGAUUUUGUUUUUUAGCCUUGAUUUUAAGUCGAUAUUGUUUUCUCUAAGUGUACCACCUAAUGCUAAAGACCCUAAGUUGUUUCAUUAAAUCAAGUUGGCCAGGGAUAUUAGCUGGCUUAAAUUAUUGUAACACACACGGAAAACUAUGGUAGUAUCAACUCACAGCGAAAAUAGUUUUGUAGUACUUAAUUGAUGUAAUUGAACCUUUAUGAAUGUAAACUAUGGGAUAACUUUUUCAAUAUAUACGAUCCGACGUCUAAAUAGUCUACACCAAUUCAAAUACAAUUACAUGCAAAUAUAGAUAUAUUUAACGAAAUACAGUUUGCGACCACGCCCUCUAUAGAACAACCACUCAAUUGAAUAUUUAAAUAAAGAAAAAACAUACGUGU